AUGGGAAGAGGAAACCCGGUGGCUCUGACUUACAUUACUGCUGCAAGACGACCGGGUGGAGACAGAAAGAGGGCGAGGGAAGGGUGGAGGGCGGCCCUUGUUUAAGGGAGACACUUGAGCUCAAAUCUAGAGAGAUAUUUGAAGAAAAUGCCUCUUCUCUUCAGAACUCUGACCACUUUGUGCUGCUGUUGGUUGUCCUGUUCACUCACACUGGACCCAGCAGGGAGGAACGUCUGCCACAACCCCAGGAAUCCGUCCACCCUUGUGUGCUGCACGGGCUGGAAUCAGGAUGGAAAAGAGUGCACGAUACCUAUGUGUGAGGGUGAGCAGGCCUGUCUGAAGGAUGAACUCUGUGUAUAUCCUGGAGUGUGUCGCUGUCCACCAGGCUACUAUGGAGCGCACUGUAAAACACGAUGUCCUCCUGAGUUCUGGUCAUCAGACUGCCGUCGGGUGUGCCCAUGUCACCCACACGGCCGCUGUCACCCGGUCACCGGCGACUGCACCUGCAACCCAAACCGUUGGGGUCCUCUGUGUCAGUACGCCUGCAAAUGCGGCCGCCACGGAGUCUGCCAUCCCGUGUACGGAAACUGCAGCUGCGACGAGGGUUGGUGGACAUCCACUUGUGCCAAGCCGUGCCAGUGUGUCCCGGGGGGCUCGGAGGGUCCCGGCUGCGACCAGCUGACAGGCCGCUGUCAGUGUCGCAAGGGGCACUGGGGGCUGAAGUGUCCUGCCACUUGCAACUGCUACUUGUCACAGUGCAACCAGCGGACCGGCGUUUGCGAGUGCCAAGUCGGCUGGUGGGGGCCCAGCUGUGAUCGCCGAUGUAACUGCGACCUUACACACGGUAGCUGUGAUCCCGCCACGGGACUGUGUGUGUGCCGCCUCGGAUUUGAGGGGGACUUCUGCAACCAACCGUGUAAACCUGGGACGUACGGCAGUGGAUGUAAAAUGAGUUGUGGACGCUGUAAAGGCAAAGAAACAUGCUCGUCCACUGAUGGUUCCUGUGCGGCCUGUGAGCCCGGCUGGAAUGGGACACAGUGCGACCACCUGUGCCCGCCUGGUUACUUUGGCGACGGCUGCCAGGAGACGUGCCCAAGAUGCAGAAACAAUGAGCCAUGCGAUCCCAAAAGUGGAACAUGUUGGAGCUGUAAUCCAGGAUGGAAAGGACCCAGGUGCGAGGUGGCCUGCUCCGACAGGACGUAUGGAGAGGCUUGCCGCUUCCUGUGCAGCCCGUGUUACCAUGGUGACUGCCAUCACGUGACAGGAAAAUGUGUCUGUCAGCCGGGCUUUCAGGGGGAGAGUUGUAAUAAUACGUGCUCCGUCGCUUAUUUUGGGCUCAACUGUUCCUCGGUCUGUGAUUGUGGAGAAGGCGUUGGCUGCCACCCGGUCACUGGUUCCUGCCCAAACAGUGGCCGAAGCGCUCUAUUGGCAGGCCUACUGGUUCCUCUCCUCCUGUUGCUCCUUGCUAUCUUCUGCUGCUGUCUUUGUUGUGGAGGAGGUCCAGCAGAUGGUAAAGACAGGAGGACUGUAGCAGAUGGAGGGCUGUCAGUACGGAUGAAAUAUCACGUCUACAGUGUCCUGGCUAACAUUGGUGCCGCCCUACCUUGCAUUUCUGACUGGUCUUCUGGCCUCCCUCGUGUCACUGUUUCUCACCAUGACCCAGAGCUGACUUUCAACCACAGCUUCAUUGAGCCUCCUUCCUCCGGCUGGGUGACUGAAGGGUCAUCGUUCGACAGUGACGAAGAGGAGGGGGAGGCUCUUUACUGCGUCCCACCGAGAGAAGACAUCCAAGGAAUGGAGGGUAGCCACUUCCAGGAGAUGAGCUCCAAAUGUAACAUGCUCCUGGACCCAUCCAGCUUCAGCACCGAGGACAUAACGUCUCCAUUUGACAUCCCACGGACUUCCAGCAUAGCCAAAUCCAAGCGGCCGUCCGUCUCUUUUGCAGAGGGCACCCGCUUUAGUCCCAAAGAGAGGCGCGGCUCAGCUCAAGAUACCGCUUCUCUGUCCGGACACCCUCGCAAAUCCAAGUCCACUCGGGGUGGUGCUUUGAUCCAUUCCGUCAGACCGGAUGAGGAAGAUGGAGAUGAAGCAGAAGAGAGGGAAGAUGGCAUAGAGAUACAGGUGACAGACCACCAAGAUUUCAGCGGCGAGGCUGUGGACCAGGAUGAGGAUAAAAAGUCUACCAAUAUGACCCGAACUGCCACAGGACGAAAAUGCACCAUGUCCAACACGGUUGCCCAGCAAAAACUGUCAGUCCUUUCUGCUCCAGAUCAUCAUUCAGGCGUUUCAAGCAAGGUCACCACCGUUUAUGUGACGGUGGGCAGGGCGGGGACGAGCUCAGAAGGCCCUGUUCAAGCCAUGUUAAGGAGACUCGGAAGCCUCCAGAGACAAAGAGAGCAGGAUCCUGGCAAAAGCAAAACUAAGGAUGCCGAAGCUAUCUCCAAACCGCCCAGGAGGAGACUAGGGGCACGGAGGAGUGUGUGGGAGCAAGGCGGGCCUUCAGGAGCUGAGCCUGCAAUCGCUAAACCCGUGAGGAGGAAACGCGCUUCGCGAAAUACCCCUACUGACACGGGGUCGACAGAGAACAUUCCUCUCAAAAGACCGCUCUCGUCCAUUUUGAAGAGUGUUCCGGAGGGGGCUUCGGGUGACCUCCCAGACAGAAUACAGCAAUUUGAGAGCAGUGAGGCACUAACUGAGAGUAGAUACCUGACUGUGGGUCCAGCAGGGGACGCUGCCGCUCUUAUUAAAAGUGGGAACGAUGAACCAUGCUAUGAAAACGUUAUGAUUACACAUUCGUAUACCUCAAACACAAACGCAUAA
Molecule: messenger RNA, 2820 nt
Organism: Nerophis lumbriciformis (worm pipefish)
Lineage: Eukaryota; Metazoa; Chordata; Actinopteri; Syngnathiformes; Syngnathidae
Source: RefSeq, a predicted model, not a curated record